GUCACCUGUAGGGGGCGUGUAUUUACUUAACUCAAAAUUUUCACAUGUGGUAAAUAAUUUAGAAUUGUUGAUGAAAUGGCUGCUUCUACAAAAAACUUACUGCUUUUGUCAACAUCAACUGUUCAUGGAACAGAAUACCUGCAGUAUGCUUCUGAACAUAUAAAGACAUUCUUAUCAAAGUAUGUACAUGGUAGAAGUUAUGCAUUUUAAAUCAAAAGUGCUGUUCUUUCAAUACAUUUAUUGUGCAUGAUAAAUAUUCAUUAAAAGUAGAGCAAUAAUGAACACAGUUCGCUUGAAUAACACUGUUGUAAUGGACUUCAUCCUGUUUGAGAAUAGAAAAUUAGGUCCAAAAUUGAGGUCAAAGGCCCAACUUAAUGCAAAAAGUGAUCAGCUGAAUAUAUAGCAAGAUUCAAACAAGGAGAAAAAGAAACAAAUAAUAAGAUACAUUAAAGAGGCAAAUAAUGAUACAAAAACAUAUACUGAAGCAGUGACAUAGCUCUUUACCAAUUAAAAAUGUGUUUGUAGGAGAUCACUUUGAGGUGAAGGGGACAGCAACAAUAGAAUGGCAAUGUUGAUUAGGUGGAAUGUAUCAAAUAUACUAUUCAUUCCCUAUGCAUUAAAAGAUUAUGAUGCCUACACAAACAAAGCAAGGAAAGCAUUAGAAACUUUCGGCUUCAAAGUUAAAGGUAUUCAUGAAAUGGACAAUCCUGUAUCAGCAGUAGCCAAGGCAGAGGCUGUGUUUAUAGGAGGAGGAAAUACCUUUCAGCUACUAAAGAGCCUAUAUGACAAAAACAUUGUGGAACCUAUUCAACAGAGAGUGUUAAAGGAUGGGAUGCCUUACAUAGGUAGUAGUGCCGGAACAAAUGUUGCUACUGUCAGCAUUUGCACAACAAAUGAUAUGCCUAUAGUGUAUCCACCAACUUUCCAGGCACUUUCACUUGUACCUUUUAAUAUCAAUCCACAUUAUUUGGACCCUGACCCUUCUUCGAAGCACAUGGGGGAGACACGUGAGGAGCGAAUCAGACAGUAUCAUGAAAUUUCUGGAAUGCCACCUGUCCUAGGAAUGAGAGAGGGGUGUAUUUUGCAUGUGGAAGGCAAUAAAGCUGUUCUUAAGGGAUUAUGUGGAGCAAAAUUAUUUAGUCCUGCAAAGCAGCCUAAAGAACUGGAUGUUGGAGCGGAUGUUAGUUUCCUGCUGCAAAUUUAAGUUUAUUCUUCAGCCCUUUACCCCACUUAUCAGUGCAAGAACUGUAAAGAAAAUGUUAAUGGAGAAGAUAAGGAUAUCUACUUGCACCAAUUAACACGAUUAUAAUAAUAAAUGCCUUGGUGGAAAACCAUGUUAUUUUACAUUAUAGUUUGUUAUUGCAGCAUUUUAAUGUCUUACUUAAUAAUUUCAUGAGUUUUAUAUCUUAUUUGAUGAAAACAGACACAAACAUUCAGCAUUCAAAUACAAAUUUUUAGAUCAACAAUGUUGUUGAUAUUCUGACCUGGAGUUUCCAUUUUUUAAAUUUUUAGGUCACGAAUAUUCAUAUUACAAUGUAACACCACCAUAAUAAGAAUGAUGUUUUGCUCAAAAAGAUUUCAGGACCUUUCAUACACUAUGUGAUCAAAAGUAUCCGAACACCCCCAGAAACAUACAUUUUUAAUAUUAGGUGCAUUGUGCUACCACCUACUGCCAGGUACUCUAUAUCAGCAACCUCAGUAGUCAUUAGACAUUGUGAGCGAGCGGAAUGGGGCACUCCGUGGAACUCACGGACUUUGAAUGUGGUCAGUGAUUGGGUAUCACUUGUCUCAUAAUGUCUGUACAUGGGUUUCCACACUUCUAAACAACCCUGGGUACACUGUUUCUGAUGUGAUAGUGAAGUGGAAAUGUGAAGGGACACACACAGCACAAAAGUGCACAGGCCGACCUCGGCUGUUGACUGAAAGAGACCACAGACAAUUGAAGAAGAUCGUAAUGUGUAAUAGGCAGGCUUCUAUCCAGAUCACCACACAGUAAUUCCAAACUGCUUCAGGAUCCACUGCAAGUACUAUGACAGUUAGGAGGGAGGUGAGAAAACUUGGAUUUCAUGGUCAAGUGGCUGCCACACAUCAUGCCAGUAAAUGCCCAACAACGCCUUGCUUGGCGUGAGGAGCGUAAGCAUUGGACAACUGAAGAGUGAAAAAAUGUUGUGUGGAGUGACGAUUCACGGUCCACACUGUGACGAUCCAAUGGCAGGGUUUGGGUGUGGCGAAUGCCCAGUGAAUGUCAUCUGCUAACGUGUGUAGUGCCAACAGUAAAAUUCGGAGGCAGUGGUGUUAUAGUGUGGUCAUGUUUUUUUGUAAAGAGGGCCUGCACCCCUUGUUGUUUUGCAUGGUACUAUCACAGCACAGGCCUACAUAGAUGUUUUAAGCACCUUUCUGCUUCCCACUGUUGAAGAGCAAUUCGGGAUGGUAUUUGCAUCUUUCAACAUGAUCAAGCACCUGUUCAUAAUGCACAUGACAAUAACAAUAACAUCCCUGUAAUGGACUGGCCUGCACAGAGUCCUGGCCUGAAUUCUACAGAAAACCUUUGGGAUGUUUUGGAAUGUUGACUUCAUGCCAGGUCUCACAGACUAACAUUGAUUCAUCUCCUCAGUGCAGCACUGUUAAGAAUUGGCUACCAUUCCCCAAGAAACCUUCCAGCACCUGACUGAACAUAUACCUGUGAGAGUGGAGGCUGUCAUCAAGGCUAAGGGUAGGCCAACACCAUAUUGAAUUCCAGCAUUACCAAUGGAGGGCACCAUUUUCAGCCAUGUGUCUGGAUACUUUUGAUCACAUAGUGUGUGUCACUGAAUCUAGUCCACCGUAGAGCAGGAUGAACAAUUUGACUCUGCAUCCCAGUUUUGCACUGUAACUUGCACUGGAAAGCAGCCUGUUACUUUUUACUUGUGAUUUAUAUGAUUCUCUAGGCUAUUAAAUAUUACUUUUUUAGUAACUGCC
Messenger RNA from Schistocerca gregaria, 2958 nucleotides. RefSeq names its product alpha-aspartyl dipeptidase. The transcript is spliced from 8 exons. Lineage: Eukaryota; Metazoa; Arthropoda; Insecta; Orthoptera; Acrididae. Gene Ontology annotation, molecular function: serine-type peptidase activity. Gene Ontology annotation, biological process: proteolysis. Bases 563 to 1204 code for a protein of 213 amino acids. The record is from RefSeq and is a predicted model, not a curated record.